Messenger RNA from Trypanosoma cruzi, 633 nucleotides. Its product is annotated as mucin TcMUCII, putative. NCBI's taxonomy places the organism in Eukaryota, Euglenozoa, Kinetoplastea, Trypanosomatida, Trypanosomatidae. The transcript has a single exon. Bases 1 to 633 code for a protein of 210 amino acids. The record is from RefSeq and is a predicted model, not a curated record.
AUGAUGACGACGUGCCGUCUGCUGUGCGCCCUGUUGGUGCUCGCCCUGUGCUGCUGCCCGUGCGUGUGCGCGGUGGAUACUGAAACGGUUGAAGAGUCUACCGAGAGGACCACAACGAUGACUGCAACACAGCCACAGGAUUCUAAGGCUAACGGUAAGCCUACAGUUAAUGUGAAGGGAACCGGCACCAAUCCAUCGUCUUCCUCAACAGAGGGAAUAGAGGGGAAGGAUCAGCCAAGACCGCACGCACCACCAGUGACUAAGCCGGCUGGAAAGCCAGGAGAAGAUGCCGGAGCGGGACAGAGUUUGACCGGUACGACAGGGUUACAAAGUGACACUAAUAAAUCUGCAGACCUCACAGAUAAGGAAGACGAAGAACCCGCAAAGGCGACCACGACGAACAAACCUCCUGCCCAGACAACCACCACGACCACCACUACGACAAACGCACCAACCACGACCACCACUGCGCCAGAGCCACCAAGCACUACGACUACAGAGGCGCCAACCACGACGACCACCCGCGCACCGUCGCGUCUUCGCGAAGUCGACGGCAGCCUCAGCAGCUCUGCGUGGGUGUGUGCCCCGCUGGUGCUUGCCGUAUCCGCGCUGGCGUACACCGCUGUGGGCUGA